UGCGGGGUGUAGCAAGAUGGCGGCGACGGCAAACUAGUAUAAGGUGCAGAUGUGAAGGGAGGAGAAGAAAUGCCCCGGGCAAUAUCGGGAAGUCGUUCUAUAAGUCAUGUGUCUAUGUAGUGUGGAAACAGUCAGCUGGGUGUGAGUGAGGUGAUAGUGGGGGCGGCGGCCAUGUUGCUCCUCUCAGGCACAGGGGUGAGUGUCAUCGCUGCUUUGUGGCUCUUGUUAGAUAUCGCCUUCCUCAUAUCUCUGUUCUUCCAUGUGCUGGGGGACUGUGCCCGCCGGAGCUCACCAUUGUGCGCCAUCUUCCAGGAUCUCAUCCGCUAUGGAAAAACUAAGAGCGGCCGGCCUGCAUGGCUGCACUGCUUCGAUCUGCCGAAGAGGUGGUUCUCACACUUUUAUUAUUUGUCUGUUUUCUGGAACGGGGCACUGCUUUGGUUAGUUGUGCAGUCACAGCUGUUUGGAGUAGAAAUACCACAGUGGCUGCAGUCACUACUUCAUUUCUUCAACAAGGAGCCACAACAAAAAAUAUCAGGUGGAGAGGUUUCCACUAUUUUGGCUCUAUCCUUGAUAUGGCUGCACAGCCUGAGAAGACUAGAAGAGUGCCUGUAUGUCAGCAUCUAUUCCAGUGGGGUUAUUCACGUGGCUCAAUAUGGUCUUGGAGUUGCCUACUAUUUUCUUGUCGGGAUAACAUUACUUGAUAAUGCCAACUUGGAUCCAAAAAACAUCACUGUUUCGGACCUUGCUUUUCAAGUUCAUUGGUACCAUAUCAUUGGAUUGGCACUAUACAUCUGGGCAUCAGUACAUCAGCACAGAUGUCAUGUCAUUCUUGCCAAUCUAAGGAAAAAUAAGUCUGGAAAAGUUGUAACCAUGAACCAUGUUAUGCCCAAUGGAGACUGGUUUGAGAGGGUGUCCUGUCCACAUUAUUUUGCAGAGCUGUUGAUAUAUGUAUCUAUCGCUCUUCUGUUUGGAUUGGGUCAUACAUCAUGGUGGCUGGUGGUUAUGUUUGUGUUGUUUAACCAGUCAUUGGCUGCUAUUUUAUGUCACGAAUUCUAUAAUGAGAAGUUUGAUAAUUAUCCUGCUCACAGGAAAGCUUUCAUACCAUAUUUAUUUUAAGGGACCAUAUUAAACUGUUACACUUGCAGACAAGUAUUUAAAGCUGACCUUAGCCCAAACUUGUUUGUCAUGUGUUUCCCAAAAUGUA
This is a messenger RNA of Rana temporaria (common frog), 1204 nucleotides long. It is a transcript of the gene SRD5A3, whose product is annotated as steroid 5 alpha-reductase 3. The record is from RefSeq and is a predicted model, not a curated record. Lineage: Eukaryota; Metazoa; Chordata; Amphibia; Anura; Ranidae. Gene Ontology annotation, cellular component: endoplasmic reticulum. Gene Ontology annotation, molecular function: 3-oxo-5-alpha-steroid 4-dehydrogenase activity. Gene Ontology annotation, biological process: dolichol-linked oligosaccharide biosynthetic process; polyprenol catabolic process. The coding region runs from base 172 to 1116 and encodes 314 amino acids. The transcript is spliced from 5 exons.